Messenger RNA from Notothenia coriiceps (black rockcod), 955 nucleotides. Its product is annotated as galectin-related protein-like. The transcript is spliced from 3 exons. Lineage: Eukaryota; Metazoa; Chordata; Actinopteri; Perciformes; Nototheniidae. The record is from RefSeq and is a predicted model, not a curated record. The coding region runs from base 456 to 686 and encodes 76 amino acids.
UAAACAUAAUAAUUAAAGUAAAAAUGUUCAAUAAAAGAUCAAAUAAGACGUGUAAACAUAAGAAUUCAAUUAAAAAGUCAAAUAAAAGUCGAGUACCAGCAUAAAGUACGAGUUAAAUUUAAAGCUAUUUAAAGAUCAAAGGUUAAAAAAAACGGUUGCUCUGCUGAGAACAAACGCUUUCAUAUUUUUUGGUUUUGCCUGCAGUCACCGCCUCACAAUGAGCUCUCUUGUUAUUGACCUGAGAGAGAAAGGCAUGCAGAGGGCAGUUGAUUAACAGAGCAGUGUGUGUGUGUGUGUGCGUGCGUGUGUGUAUGCGCGCGCGCGCGCGUGUGUGUGUGUGUGUGAUGAGGCAGGUUGGAGCUUUUUUCCGUCAGAGUGGACGGAGGAAUGCAGUCUAACUGGAUCUGCAGCUCCUUUUUUUCCCUCUACUGUUUGUUUUCCUCAGAUAAACAAAGAUGGCGGACACACGACGUAGAGUGACAGAGCCGGGCAGAAAGAAAUGGGUCGUUCCACAGAGAAGUCCACCUGAUGAAAAUAAACCGAGUGUUCGUCCUCCUGAAAAAGAAGCCGAGAGAAGUCUGGCGGUUCCUUUCAGAGGUCACAUCACAGGAGGGAUGUCUCCGGGGAAGAAGGUCGUCAUGGUCGGGGUCGUAGACUCUCGUCCUGACAGGUACAAAUUAAUCUAAUCUAAUCUUGCAUUUAUUAAUCCAUCUCCUUCCUUUGGUAUCAAUACUAACAGUGUGGAUAUGCAGAGAAUGGAUCUGAAUGAUUUUGAAGGACUCCUGAGAUGCAUCUCACUUUGGUUAAAUGGAUUCCUUGCGUCCCUCACUUGCGUUGUUUCCCUGCGACUAGUCCCUCCCACCAGGAAGAAGCUAGGGAGGAACUUGCUCUCCUUAUGAUUUGUUUCUGUUGCUCUCAAAUACAAUAUUGUGCUGCUGGGUUACCCAAAGUAGAU